Molecule: messenger RNA, 4089 nt
Organism: Oncorhynchus keta (chum salmon)
Lineage: Eukaryota; Metazoa; Chordata; Actinopteri; Salmoniformes; Salmonidae
Product: interleukin-3 receptor class 2 subunit beta-like
Exons: 15
Coding region: 1485-3863 (792 amino acids)
Biological process (GO): cytokine-mediated signaling pathway; immunoglobulin mediated immune response
Cellular component (GO): external side of plasma membrane
Molecular function (GO): cytokine receptor activity; protein binding
Source: RefSeq, a predicted model, not a curated record
AAAUUCAUGCUCCACAGUGCCUCACAAGUGCUAAACCAACUGAUCUAUUUUGUUAUCAAAGGUCGAGUUUUGAAAUAUAAUAUGGUCUGAUUAAUAAUAUUGGCAGGCCAAUCAUAUAGCCAAUAUGCUGUGAUACUGUAUUAGGCCUACAGCACAAACCUCAUUCCUACAAAACUAUGUGUGAGGUUAAUGUACAAAUAAAUCAUCUGAGCAGUAGAUCUCAGCUUGCUUUUUGACUGCGAAAGUGAUCUUGACUCAGAAAAGUUUGGUGACCACUGAUCUACAGUACGCAUUUAGCAAAAUAGUUCUCCGUUUAAUCGGACUAUUCUCUCAACAUUGAUUUAAUUGACUUGUCUCGGCAAUCUUUCGGUUUUCUGUAUAGUUGUCUAAUGUUGGUGGGUCAUAUUAUUAUGUUUUAAUGUUUCCCCUGAAUCACUAUGAUAAAUACAGUAGUAUAGUUUUUCUUGAGUAUAUAAGUCCAAAGUGUAGCAGUACAGGUGUGGUGGCGUAGCAGAAAUAUCAUAAUGCCGUGAACCAAGCAGUUGUGAGUUCAAAUCCCAGAUGAUGACAUAUUGAAUAAUAAUUAUUGCAUAAAUAACAUACACAGUGUAGUCAAGUGAGUCAAAUAUGUAAGAUGAGAGCACUGUGUCUAUCAUAGACACUUUUUUUGUUGUCCAAAAACACGUUUUCACAUGUGAAGUGUUCUAAAAACACGUAAAUUCACAUGUGAAAUGUCACAUGAAGUUUUCCAAAACCACAUGUUUUUUCCAUGUUUGUGUGUGUGUAAGUGAAUGUUGGACAUGUUCACCCAAUCAGAGUCACAGUUGUGACAGUGGUAUGGUAGUCCUGGGAUACAGGCUUGGUGGGCCCAUCAUUUGCAUCCCCAGCACCCAGAUCUCCUGAGGUUUGUUCCAACUAACCCUGACACUUGCAGCCAUUAGCUAUCUUCAAUUUUAGCUACGUUCAAACUUUAGCACUGCUAACCUACAUCAAAUAUAUCUACACACACUGGUUAUAAACCUGAUAUACAUUUUGUGAAUCGAACGACAAGGCAGGUGAUGCCAAUGUAAAUUUGGUCCAAUGUAUUUCUUACCGCAAAAUCAUGUUUUUUCUGUGUUGUGUCACAGUAAUGAUGUUCGAUCGUUGGUUUUGGCCUUUUGAGUUCGCUUAUAAACCUCAUCAGUGGUCUAUGAGCACACUGAUCACACUGUGAUGGAGCUGAAUGCUGAUUAAGUGUCAUUUAUGACCACAUGGUAAACAGCUGCAUGAAAGAGGAAGCAGAUAAAGUUGAGGCUACAGACAGAACAGAUCUGGCUUGAGUCUUGACAUUUCCUCACACACCAUAGCUUCUUGGAGAUAGGACUACAGAAUUCACUGAACACUUAAGAGGAGACUAGAUAUAGCAGUCAGUCCACAUAAUGCGGGCCCAGGAUGGUCUAGAUCUGGAAGGUUAAUUACUGAGACCCACCUGCUGACCCUUGCCCAUGUUCUUCUGCUCCAGGGGACCUGUCCUCCUGCGCUCCCCAGGAAACAUGCUUAUCUUCUGGAUGUCUUGUGGAUCACUUCUCCCUCUCCUGGUCCUCUGCUAUAAUGGAAAAGACCGCUGCACAAUCCAGGAGAACAAACAAUAUCAUGUGUCCCCUGUGCUUGAGUCCCUGCGGUGCUACAAUGACUACAGCUCCUACGUCCGCUGUAGCUGGGAAGAGAGUCCACACGCGUCCUCACAAGCCCUGUUAGCCCUAUACUACUGGGACGACACUGAGAACCGUGAGUCCCCGUGUAAAUCCUAUGGUCAGCCAGCAUUGAAUGCCAAAAACGGCAAGCUCGCCGCCCAGUGUCAGUACAACACUCGUGACUUUGGCAUCAAUACCGACCAUGUCUUCUUCUUCAAGACCUCCUGUCCCCCUGCCCUGCUUCUGUCUAAGAAUUUGAGGGUGCGUCCACCAGUCCAUUUAUCACAGCAGCCUGUAGAGAGAGGGGGCCGUUUGCUCAGCUGGGAAAGCCCCUACCCCCCAACGUCCCUCCUGACCCCCACUCUCAACUAUCAGGUCAACUACAGGAGGUCUAACCAGGAUGACUGGACAGCAGUGAAGGUUCAAGACACCCAGCUGAGUUUGGAGCCUGAAGCUCAGGCGCCUGGCUGCCAGUAUGAGGCCAAGGUUAGGGCAAAGGGGAAGACGGGACUGUGGAGUGAGUGGAGCUCUCUAGUGACCUGGAUGACUGAGGACGACCCUGUGCCAGGCCCCUCCAGUGCGCAGUGUGUGGUGGAUGACGAGAAAGUGGUGACAUGCAGCUGGGAGGUGAAGAGAGACCUGGCUCAGUUCCUUACCUUCCAUCUGUCCUGCAAACGCAACCACACUGCACCAGCCCAGAAAUGCUGUGUUAACACCAUGGUCAGCGCUCCGUCCAGGGGUCCAAUGCUCAAAUACAGCUGCUCCUUCCCUGUCCCAGACUCAGAACAGCUAGAGGUGGAGCUCAUCCCCACAUGCAACAGCAAAACGUUUAAAACACAUAAAAACAUUCGUCCAAACCGUCCACUCCACGUGCAGAUAGAAGCGAGAGAUGGGAACUGGAUUCUAAAAUGGAAUCCGCCAAAAUCAAAUUUUGAACUCACCUAUCAGGUGCACUAUUGGAGUAAUGACACUCGGGAGGAUACUAGGUUCCUCAAUGUCUCCCAGGGGUCCCUCUCACUAUCCAUCCUGGGGGGGUCCCUGCGCCCCUCUGAGUGCUACCUGGUUAAGGUGAGAGCCCUGGUGGUCCCGGGAAGGGGUGAUACUUUCGAAGGACCCCCCUCCGAAUGGACCGACCCAGUGGAGUGGACCUCACAACCAGCUUCCUGGUCCAUCACCACCUUCCUCUACGUCUUCAUCAGUGUACUGGUGGCCAUUGUCUUCAUCACUCUCUAUGUUACCAUACCAGCCUGUCACAGGAGGCUAGUCUUGUGGGAGGUGUCUGUCCCGUCACCCCUUAAGAGCAAGGCACUGGGAGAGGUCAUUAAGAAGUCUCCUGAUAGGUUGUUAUUUCCCGAGAGUGAGAGAAGUGAAAAUACCUACAUCUGCAGCGUACAGACACUGGAGAGCAGGGAGGAUAUCAGGCUCUGCUUUAGCUGCUCUUCAGAUAAUCCAUUGUGGUUGACCCCAGAUGUAAAGGCCAAUGGACUGUUCCAUUCCAUUACCAAGGAGGAGUGGAAGAAGUAUGACCCAAACUUUUCCUCAAUACUUCUGUUGUCUGUGGACAGAUCUUGCCCUCCUGCUCUAGACUCAUCCGGAUUCAGCUUCAGUGGCCCUUACAUCUUGUGUGGUGACAGUUCACCGGCGCCGAGUGAGUUUCUGAGUCUGGAGCCUCCCUGUGACGAGUCCGACAACACUCUCUCCAACUCUGACCCCUCUUCUCCCUCCUCCUCGGAGAGGUCUGCCCCAUCCCCCUUGGAGUCGAGUGAGGGCUAUGUGGCGAUGCCUCAGGUCAGUGCUGGCCUGUCCAGAUCAACAACGGACGACAGUAAGAACAUUGGUAACAACAACGGCAACAAUGUCGUCAUCAUGGCAUGGCCCAAGUCAGAGCUCCUCCCACCCCAACCUAGCUCUAUGUCCACCUGCUCACCACCCAGUGGGAAUGAAGACCCUCCUCCAGCGUACAUGCCCACCACCACCCCCUUCACCUUGCCCCCAGUGGACCCUACCCUACAUACUUCUGGGUACUGCUUCCUCCCGGCUCUACGGGCACUUGAGGGCUGGGGCCAUGUGCAGUCUUCUGGGCCACCUAAAGGGGGUAGUCAAGAGCAGCAGGCAGGGAGGAGAGAGAGGAGGCAGGAGGAGCAGUACAAGGACGAUCCCUAUGUCAGACUGUCCCAGCUAGCCACUUAGCUAACCCAAUCUAAUGCUGGAAUACAUGCUCAGGACAUGUUCUCAAUAUUUGAUCCAUUCUAACACUAACACACCUGACUCAACUAAUCACAAGAGCUUGAUUAUUAGUUGGGCUAGUUCAAUCAGGUGUGUUGGUGUUGGAAUGGACCACGUGUAAAACUAGUGAUUUGUGGUCACCAAAGACUGGGUUGAGAUUGAGAAACACUUCUAUUUCUAGGAGGGAAAA